UUUCCACAUAGGAAGAAGUUUUGGUAUGAGAGUCCUUCUCUGGGGUCUCACCUGGCCCACAAGCCAUCCAAGCUGGACUUCCUCAACAAGAAGACCUCAAAGACCACCACCAAGGAAGACCAUGUGCGCCUGAGGACCUUGAAUGGCCUCCUUCUCAAAGCACUGACAGAUCUGCUGUGCACCCCUGAAGUAAGCCAGGAAGUCUGUGACCUGAACGUGGAGCUCUCCAAGGUCUCGCUGGCUUCGGACUUCUCAGCCUGCCGUGUGUACUGGAAGACGGGUCUCUCCGCAGACCAGAACAAGCACACAGAAGCCGUCCUGCAGAGGAGCGCGGCACACAUGAGACACCUGGUGAUGUCCCAGCAGAUACUGAGGAAUGUGCCCCCCAUAGUGUUUGUUCAAGACAGAAAAGACACAGUUCUGGCCAAGGUGGAUGAGCUACUGGCAGCCGCCGACUUCGGACCCCCAGAUGAGAAGGACGGUUUGGCACAGGCUGAUUUGAGGAAUCCAGGUGCCCUGUCACCAAAUGACUCCCGGGGACCUGCUGUGCACUCAUGUCUGUGUGGGAUUGAUCAUGAGUCGCUCAACAAGAAAGUAAUGGAGUACAAACGGCGGAAGGAAAAGGGGCUCAGGGGUGUGGCGUUGGUGCCGCCGCUGCAGGACCAGCAGCAGGUGGCUGGGCUGACACAGCCAGUAAGGAGGAAAAAGAAGUCUCUGCCCUGCCAGGACUGGGAUGCCACGCCUGGGAGUGAGGAAGAGGAGGGGGAGAAGGGACGCGGGAAAGGCACCGCGGCGUGCUGAGCAGAGGAGCUGCGGGGCGGGAGAGAGGCGGGGCACAGGCCUCCCG
Molecule: messenger RNA, 847 nt
Organism: Dipodomys ordii (Ord's kangaroo rat)
Lineage: Eukaryota; Metazoa; Chordata; Mammalia; Rodentia; Heteromyidae
Gene: Rbfa
Product: ribosome binding factor A (putative)
Exons: 6
Biological process (GO): rRNA processing
Source: RefSeq, a predicted model, not a curated record